Limanda limanda (common dab) is the source of this 4546-nucleotide messenger RNA. RefSeq names its product methionine adenosyltransferase 2 non-catalytic beta subunit methionine (gene mat2b). The record is from RefSeq and is a predicted model, not a curated record. The coding region runs from base 179 to 1120 and encodes 313 amino acids. Gene Ontology annotation, cellular component: methionine adenosyltransferase complex. Gene Ontology annotation, molecular function: methionine adenosyltransferase regulator activity. Gene Ontology annotation, biological process: S-adenosylmethionine biosynthetic process. Lineage: Eukaryota; Metazoa; Chordata; Actinopteri; Pleuronectiformes; Pleuronectidae. The transcript is spliced from 7 exons.
UCAUCAGCAGUCGCCGAUGUAAACAGAGGCGACUGAAGGUUUUUCCGGGAUGUUGUUAUCACAUCGUUCACAUCUCAAAUAAACCGACGCUUUUAGUUGAAGUAACUAAAGUGACAAACCUGUAAGAUAUAUAAAUAUCAUCUGUACUAAAGCAGAAGAAUUACAUUCCCAGGAGGACAUGGCGGCCCCGGAUCUGAAGGUUCUGGUUACCGGGGCAACGGGUCUGUUAGGUCGAGCCGUGUGCAGAGAAUUUGAGAACAGCAGCUGGUUUGUCAUUGGGACUGGGUACAGGAGAGCCAGGCCCCGCCUCCUUCGCUGUGACCUCACGGACGAGGACGCCAUCAGACAACUCCUGCACAAGUACAAGCCUGAUGUGAUCGUCCACUGUGCCGCAGAGAGACGUCCAGAUGUGGUAGAGAGACACACAGAUGCAGCUGUUAACCUCAACGUAAACGCCACGAGCACGCUCGCCAAGGAGGCAGCUGCGUGUGGAGCGUUCUUCCUCUACAUCAGCAGCGACUACGUGUUUGACGGACGGAGUCCUCCGUACGGAGAGGACGACGCCCCCAACCCGCUCAACGUCUACGGGCGAACGAAACUGGAGGGAGAGAGAGAGGCACUGAGGCACUGUCCAGGUGCGGUGGUUCUCAGGGUGCCUGUUCUGUUCGGGGAGGUGGAGUCAGUGAUGGAGAGCGCCGUCACCUCGCUGUGGGUCAAAGUUCAGGAGGCCACAGAGACCUGCCCCCUGGAUCACUUCCUGCAGAGGUUCCCCACCGACGCCCGGGACGUCGCCGCUGUCUGCAGGAAGCUGUCCGAGAGAGCAAGACAGGAUCCGUCUCUCCGAGGCAUCUUUCACUUCUCGUCUAAUGAGCAGAUGACCAAAUAUGAGAUGGGCGUGGCCAUCGCUCAGGCCUUCCAGCUGCCGUCCAAUCACCUGAUUCCUAUGACAGAGCAGCCCGCCUCCUCCUCAGCUCUUCGUCCAAUCAACAGUCGUCUGAACUGUUCUCGUCUUCAGCUGCUGAAUCUGAACGUGGAGCCGCGACCUUUCACCUCUGCCAUCACUGACUGUCUGUGGCCGUUCACACCCGACAAACGCUGGAGACAGACAGUGUUCCACUGAGAGACAGACAGGGAGAGAGACAGACAGACAGAGUUCCACUGAGAGACAGACAGGGAGAGAGACAGACAGACAGAGUUCCACUGAGAGACAGACAGGGAGAGAGACAGACAGAAAGAGUUCCACUGAGAGACAGACAGGGAGAGAGACAGACAGACAAGGAGGGAGACAGACAGACAGACUUCCACUGAGAGACAGACAGGGAGAGAGACAGACAGACAGAGUUCCACUGAGAGACAGACAGGGAGAGAGACAGACAGAAAGAGUUCCACUGAGAGACAGACAGGGAGAGAGACAGACAGACAGAGUUCCACUGAGAGACAGACAGGGAUAGAGACAGACAGACAGAGUUCCACUGAGAGACAGACAGGGAGAGAGACAGACAGACAAGGAGGGAGACAGACAGACAGACUUCCACUGAGAGACAGACAGGGAGAGAGACAGACAGACAGAGUUCCACGGAGAGACAGACAGGGAGAGACAGACAGAGUUCCACUGAGAGACAGACAGGGAGAGAGACAGACAGACAGAGUUCCACUGAGAGACAGACAGGGAGAGAGACAGACAGACAAGGAGGGAGACAGACAGACAGACUUCCACUGAGAGACAGACAGGGAGAGAGACAGACAGACAGAGUUCCACUGAGAGACAGACAGGGAGAGAGACAGACAGAAAGAGUUCCACUGAGAGACAGACAGGGAGAGAGACAGACAGACAGAGUUCCACUGAGAGACAGACAGGGAUAGAGACAGACAGACAGAGUUCCACUGAGAGACAGACAGGGAGAGAGACAGACAGACAAGGAGGGAGACAGACAGACAGACUUCCACUGAGAGACAGACAGGGAGAGAGACAGACAGACUUCCACUGAGAGACAGACAGGGAGAGAGACAGACAGACAGACUUCCACUGAGAGACAGACAGGGAGAGAGACAGACAGAGUUCCACUGAGAGACAGACAGGGAGAGAGACAGACAGACAGAGUUCCACUGAGAGACAGACAGGGAGAGAGACAGAUAGACAAAGUUCCACUGAGAGACAGACAGGGAGAGAGACAGAUAGACAGACUUCCACUGAGAGACCGACAGGGAGAAAGACAGACAGACAGAGUUCCACUGAGAGACAGACAGGGAGAGAGACAGACAGACAGACUUCCACUGAGAGACAGACAGGGAGAGAGACAGACAGAAAGAGUUCCACUGAGAGACAGACAGGGAGAUAGACAGACAGACUUCCACUGAGAGACAGACAGGGAGAGAGACAGACAGACUUCCACUGAGAGACAGACAGGGAGAAAGACAGACAGACAGAGUUCCACUGAGAGACAGACAGGGAGAAAGACAGACAGACAGUGUUCCACUGAGAGACAGACAAGGAGAGAGACAGACAGACAGUGUUCCACUGAGAGACAGACAAGGAGAGAGACAGACAGACUUCCAAUGAGAGACAUACAGACUUCCACUGAGAGACAGACAGGGAGAGAUACAGACAGACAGAGUUCCACUGAGAGACAGACACGGAGAGAGACAGGGAGAGAGACAGACAGACAGAGUUCCACUGAGAGACAGACACGGAGAGAGACACGGAGAGAGACAGACAGAGUUCCACUGAGAGACAGACAGACAGAGUUCCACUGAGAGACAGACAGGGAGAGAGACAGACAGAGUUCCACUGAGAGACAGACAGGGAGAGAGACAGACAGACAGAGUUCCACUGAGAGACAGACAGGGAGAGAGACAGACAGAGUUCCACUGAGAGACAGACAGGGAGAGAGACAGACAGAGUUCCACUGAGAGACAGACAGGGAGAGAGACAGACAGAGUUCCACUGAGAGACAGACAGACAGACUUCCACUGAGAGACAGACAGGGAGAGAGACAGACAGACAGAGUUCCACUGAGAGACAGACAUGGAGAGAGACAGACAGACAGAGUUCCACUGAGAGACAGACAGGGAGAGAGACAGACAGACAGAGUUCCACUGAGAGACAGACAGGGAGAGAGACAGACAGAGUUCCACUGAGAGACAGACAGGGAGAGAGACAGACAGAGUUCCACUGAGAGACAGACAGGGAGAGAGACAGACAGAGUUCCACUGAGAGACAGACAGACAGAGAGACAGACAGACAGAGUUCCACUGAGAGACAGACAUGGAGAGAGACAGACAGACAGAGUUCCACUGAGAGACAGACAGGGAGAGAGACAGACAGACAGAGUUCCACUGAGAGACAGACAGGGAGAGAGACAGACAGAGUUCCACUGAGAGACAGACAGGGAGAGAGACAGACAGAGUUCCACUGAGAGACAGACAAGGAGAGAGACAGACAGACUUCCAAUGAGAGACAUACAGACUUCCACUGAGAGACAGACAGGGAGAGAUACAGACAGACAGAGUUCCACUGAGAGACAGACACGGAGAGAGACAGGGAGAGAGACAGACAGACAGAGUUCCACUGAGAGACAGACACGGAGAGAGACACGGAGAGAGACAGACAGAGUUCCACUGAGAGACAGACAGACAGAGUUCCACUGAGAGACAGACAGGGAGAGAGACAGACAGAGUUCCACUGAGAGACAGACAGGGAGAGAGACAGACAGACAGAGUUCCACUGAGAGACAGACAGGGAGAGAGACAGACAGAGUUCCACUGAGAGACAGACAGGGAGAGAGACAGACAGAGUUCCACUGAGAGACAGACAGGGAGAGAGACAGACAGAGUUCCACUGAGAGACAGACAGACAGACUUCCACUGAGAGACAGACAGGGAGAGAGACAGACAGACAGAGUUCCACUGAGAGACAGACAUGGAGAGAGACAGACAGACAGAGUUCCACUGAGAGACAGACAGGGAGAGAGACAGACAGACAGAGUUCCACUGAGAGACAGACAGGGAGAGAGACAGACAGAGUUCCACUGAGAGACAGACAGGGAGAGAGACAGACAGAGUUCCACUGAGAGACAGACAGGGAGAGAGACAGACAGAGUUCCACUGAGAGACAGACAGACAGAGAGACAGACAGACAGAGUUCCACUGAGAGACAGACAUGGAGAGAGACAGACAGACAGAGUUCCACUGAGAGACAGACAGGGAGAGAGACAGACAGACAGAGUUCCACUGAGAGACAGACAGGGAGAGAGACAGACAGAGUUCCACUGAGAGACAGACAGGGAGAGAGACAGACAGAGUUCCACUGAGAGACAGACAGGGAGAGAGACAGACAGAGUUCCACUGAGAGACAGACAGGGAGAGAGACAGACAGACAGUGAUUCCAGGUUGAUGUGGAAUCAGAACCGGUUCAGUCCAGAUUGUAUCAAUGUAGAGUAAAGAACAUCAUAAUGAAAUCCAGAUUGGAUCUCUGGAUCCACAGGAAGUGACAGAUACACACUCCCUCACAAAACCUGACAAAAUAAAAGUCUCUUUUCCUCCAUCA